AUGCCUUCAACGUUGACCUUAACGCGACUGGUUUCAGCCUUGUCCGUGAUUUGGGUCAUAAUCCCCGUCACUCUCGCAGGUAUCGCAAAUUGGGACGGCCUGAGAGGUGUACAGAUCAGAGAGAUUAUUGCUCUAGAAGGCGGAUUACUUACAGAUGGCAUCUUCAGCAAUGGCGACUGGGCCGAUACUAAGAUACGAAACGCUGAUAAGGGGCUCUAUCUGAAGAUCAAUCUCACAAAUUCAUUCAACAUCCACAACCAGACUGCAGAUGAGAUCCUGAUUCGAGGGGAACAGGAGAACAGCGAUCCUUCUGCACCAAACUAUAUCAGUGGCGGCAUGUUUCAUAAUGAUUAUCAGUGGUACACAUUCGGUGGCCAGGCGGACAAGGACCCUAUUGGCGUGUCGGUCAAUCAAGGGAUGCUGUUUCCAUCCAAUCCCGCUCAAACCAUCUUUUCACCAAGUGUGAGCCCAGAGAACAACCACAGACCUAUAGGGCCUGUUUCCGAGUACAUCGUGGCUGGUUCAUACGCCAGCUCGCUUUCGAACGAUCGUGCACAAGCAUAUGGCUGGUAUCUGGGCGGUGUAGGUUCAACCGAUAACACUUCACUUCUACUCUACGGUGACCCUCCUACUCAGCCAGCAAAAACUUUCAUUCGUGUUGAUAUGACGGAUCCUGAACAUGCCUCUUUUCAAUACAUGAGAUGGCCUGAUGGACAAUCUAAUCGCGCUCAGGGUGGGUUGGUCUGGCUACCUUAUGGAGAGGCUGGUGUUCUCGUCAGCCUAGGCGGUGCGGAACUGCCAAAAGACCUCUACGAAGGAAGUCCGACGAAUAUGCCACUGUCUAACUCUUUCAUGACGCAAUUGCUCAUUUACGAUAUAGCUCGUGACACCUGGUACGAGCAGUCCACCCUGGAGGCCAGUUCAGGUCCACCUCAGCUCGCCAAAUUCUGCACUGCAGUCGUGCCAACCAAAGACGGAAGAUCUCACGAGAUUUUUGUGUAUGGCGGCUACGAUGGCACAAGCGGUAAGACGGGCACUAGUGACGACGUGUGGGUUUUGUCUGUACCAGCCUUUCAAUGGACUUUGAUGAGACCAACCGGUAGGGGUGAGACCCAUGGUCGUUAUGGCAGCCUCUGUUUCUCACCUAAUCCGACAACAAUGAUCACUGUUGGCGGCUCUAUUUAUCAAAAAAGUGCUCUUCUAGAGGACAGCAUCAUCGACGUUCUGGACUUGACAAGCUUUGUUUGGACUGGCGAGUAUAAUGCCUCAGCGAAUGACAGUUUCACGGCACCUGCUACGAUCGUCGAGCAACUACGAUGGCCAAGCUCUGAUGGGCCAGGCAACGUUCCUGUGGACAAUCUCAAUGGCUCCGGCCUCAACGACCUGUUCUCAACACGUUAUGUCAAUGUCCUGCCGCUAUACUACCCUUACAAUACCACGACAGUCCGCGAAGACAAAGACUCGGAGAAGUGGAAAAUCCCAGUCAUUGCGACAUUGUGUUCUGUAAUUCCGGUCCUCCUAAUCUUCGCCCUUGCUCUCUGCUGUGUUCGCAGACGUCGCAGAAAUAAGGAAGGUGUCGAACGAACACAACAAAACCGCCGCAACAUAUUUUCGUGGCUCGGAAAACCAUCACACAUCGACCCCAAAACAGAAAAGUCAGAUGGUUCAGGAGACACAGCUGUUGAGCGUCGUUCUGACUACUUCACUCAACCAGGUUACAAAGGCGCACACGAUGAGAUCUACGAAGCUCCGAGCAAUGUCACCUCACCUGGUUGGGGUUAUGGACAUACUUCACCUGGGCUUACGAGUGUCACUGCGAUCUCGUCGAAUGGACGGCACGAGAUGAUGGACAAUUCGCGUAGGGACCAUAUGUCUAUUCGCGAUCAUCCAUACUACCCAAGGAGCAUCGCAGGUGCGCACAUCAGAGACGUGCAGAGUGAAGGUUCUUCACAUCCUGCUGAGCUGGCGUCUUCGUCAGGCUAUACAUCAGUGUCUGAGAUGCGACACGAUCGCAGCAAUGAGAAUCUACCAUCCCCGCCUGCUGAUCUGGACCUCUCUCAGCAAGGACGGGACAUGCAUGUCACUCCCACAGGCAUGGCACCGGGCUCAGCUAUUCCUCGCAAGCCUGUCAGUGAGCGCAGGAUCUCGUCUCCAGACCCAUCCUCAAUGACUCCUAGGCCUGGCCAUCGUCGCAACCCUUCAAGCAUUAGCAGCGAUAUACCUGGUCUACCUUCACCUGAACCGAAAGAGGAUGCCCGACGAUCAAGGCAGAUCGAGGCGCUACCAGAUUUGCCGGGAGCAUCAGCAGAGCGAACGUCACUUACGGACAAUGGACGGGUUAGUGUCUAUCGGGAGGUUCUGGAAGACACAGGCAGGCGUUGA
Messenger RNA from Lithohypha guttulata, 2382 nucleotides. RefSeq lists its product as uncharacterized. NCBI's taxonomy places the organism in Eukaryota, Fungi, Ascomycota, Eurotiomycetes, Chaetothyriales, Trichomeriaceae. The coding region runs from base 1 to 2382 and encodes 793 amino acids. The record is from RefSeq and is a predicted model, not a curated record. The transcript is spliced from 2 exons. Gene Ontology annotation, molecular function: protein binding.